This is a messenger RNA of Miscanthus lutarioriparius, 624 nucleotides long. NCBI's taxonomy places the organism in Eukaryota, Viridiplantae, Streptophyta, Magnoliopsida, Poales, Poaceae. The record is from the annotation of a GenBank genome assembly.
AUGGCUUCUCCUUCCCCUCCUUCCCCCGCCCGCGCCUCCGGCCGGCGCGUGCCGCCCCCGUGCUGGACGACCGACGAGACCCUCGCGCUCGCGCGGGCCUACACCGCGCGCCGCCUCGCCGUCGGCCGGGAGCACCUGACCUCCGCCGACUGGGCCGCCGUCGCUGCGGCCGCCCCGUCCAAGACCGCCAGGCAGUGCCGCCACAAGGUCGAGAAGCUCCGCCGACGCCUCCGAUCCAACCGCCGCCGCCCGUGCCCGCUCCUCGACGCCAUCGACCUCCUCGACGGCCCUUCCCCGCCCUUCUUCUCCAAGUCCCAGUCCCGAUCCACAUCCCUGUCCUCGUCGCCGCCGCCGCCGGCGGUUUCUCCGCCGUUUCCCCCGUCCCCUCCCGCAUCCCCGCCCAGGAAGAGGCGGCGGGACGAUGCCGGGGACGAGGACGGUGUGAGCGACGUGGUGGGGGCUCUGAGGGCCAUCGGGGAGGGUUUCCUGCGGGCGGAGGAGAGGAGGAUGGAGGCCGCCCGGGAGAUGCAGAGGAUGCGGAUGGAGAUGGCGCUUCGGCACCUUGAUGCACAGAGGAGGCUCAUGGACGCGCUUGUCGGCCGCAUCGUCGAUGCCUUGGACUGA